AUGCCCUACAAUCUAUCAAGCCUGCCAUCGCUCAAGGGCGCAGUAUUUCUCGUUACUGGUGGGAAUACUGGUAUUGGCUACCACACUGCAAAGCAUCUCGCUCUGAAGGGCGCUCGGGUAUACAUUGGCUCGAGAUCUCCUAAGAAAGGAGAAGACGCAGUACAGAAGAUGAAAUCAGAAGCUACUGGUGUCGACAUUGAUAUCCAUGUCCUUCAGAUGGACCAUAUGGAUUUGUCUUCUGUUGUGAGAGCGGCAACUGAGUUCAAAAGCAAAGAGACUAGACUCAAUGGGCUAGUGAACAAUGCUGGAAUUAUGGCCACGGCAUUUCAAAAAAGCGAGACUGACGGGUUUGAAGCCCAGUGGCAGACCAAUUACCUUGCUCAUUGGCUCUUAACUUGGUAUUUGCUCGACACACUAGCCAGCACUGGUACCUCUACAAACCCAGCCCGAGUGGUCAACGUGACGAGCAAUGGUCACAACUUCGCUCCAAAGGGUGGAAUCGACUUUAAUGAUAUCGACCAAACCAAAGGUGGAAUCUGGUCCCGAUACGGUAUGAGCAAGCUUGGGAAUAUCUUACAUGCCAAGAAGCUCAACCAACUAUUUGGUCCUGAUGGGUCGAAUAAAGAGAAGGGUGGGAUAUGGACUGCUGCGGUGCAUCCUGGUGCCAUUGAUACGGAACUCAAUACACAGGCGGAUGUUCCAGGAGUCUUCCAGAGUAUGCUGAGGUGCUUUGGUGUUUAUAAGACACCGGAUGAAGGUUCAUUCACGUCGCUCUUUGCCGUUGCGGGUCCAGAGUUUGAACAAAGCGACAGUGGAGGCUAUUUCGUCCCAGUGGCUAAGAGGGCUACACCCAGUGCUUAUGCGAGGGAUGAAAAGCUCAGCAAUGAGCUAUGGGAUUGGACUGAGUCGGAGAUGAGAUCUAGGAAACUGAUAUAG
Molecule: messenger RNA, 936 nt
Organism: Clonostachys rhizophaga
Lineage: Eukaryota; Fungi; Ascomycota; Sordariomycetes; Hypocreales; Bionectriaceae
Source: the annotation of a GenBank genome assembly